AUGGUAUUGGUAUUGGAUACGUGGGAAGAGGAUAAGAUUGGGAUAGUGGGUCAUUCCUUCAAAGCAUUACAGUCAAUGGAAAUUGGGAAUCUUACUCAACGCGGUCUAAAUGAGACUUUGUACCCCGCGCACCCACCAAGUGGUGAACACGUAGGAAUAGAGUUAGAGAAAUUAACAAGCAAGAGACAAAGGUAA
This is a messenger RNA of Sphenostylis stenocarpa, 195 nucleotides long. Lineage: Eukaryota; Viridiplantae; Streptophyta; Magnoliopsida; Fabales; Fabaceae. The record is from the annotation of a GenBank genome assembly.